UUGUGUGUAAUUUCCAGAAAAGUAUAUUUUAACUACAACACGGUGACAAUAUUAUUUAUUGAACAUGACUGGUCAUCGAGCAUUGGAAGACUCGGACAUGGCAUUAAUUGAGCGUGUAAAAAUGACACCCUCACUGUACGAUCCUAGAAAUCUAGAUUUUCGUCUCGCCUAUCGUAAAGAGCAAGAGUGGGAAGUAGUUGGUGCCAUGAUAGGGAUGACAGCAACAGAAGCAAGACGACGUUGGACUUGCCUACGCGAUCGUUAUUCACGCGAGCUAAAACAACUGCGUUUGCAUCCGGAGAAGAAUGAGUAUGGUAAUAGUCCUUUUUUCCGUCAAAUGGAUUUCCUGCGCAAAUUUGUGCGAAAGCGAAGAAAUCGUCGACGCAAUGGAUAUGUUGAAUAUGAAUAUCAAAGUACUGAAGAACAAAAGGUAAACAAAGAUGGGCAAAGUAUGCGCAAAAACGACGAAGAAGAGGACUACAGUCUAGAAAACUAUGAUGAACAAUCCGAAACUUACGAUGGCAAAAUUGAUGAAAACACCAUGGAAUCGGAUUAUCCUGAAUUUGUUGAUGUGGACGCAGGUGAAGAUGUUUAUGAGGAGUGUGUAGAAACGCCUAUUACUGAAACAAACGCAAAGCAACAUUCACUUAAUCACACCAGCAUCGAAGUUAACUCAAAACAAACGAUUGCACCGAUCACAUCAACAGCUGCGCUACCGCAUAAUACCAACCGUGCAAUACACACGAUUUCCAAAAAUCAACUACAACAGCAAAUGGUGAUAAAGACAAGCCCAGCUGUUGCAUCGCAAGCAACACAAUAUAAACAAACGCGUAAUUUAUAUGCUAACUCGCAAGUAAGACCUCAACAAACAAAUUAUCAAAACCAGUUAGACACCAAUGUGUAUUCAAAUGUGACAGUUCCGGAAACGGAAGAUGAUCUUUUCGGUAAAUCAAUAGCCGUGUACUUAAAGCAAUUGUCCCGUCGUCACAAAAUUAAAGCACAAGUCGAAAUGUUUCAAAUACUGGAAAAGUACAUUGAGCUAGAAGAGAGUGAAAAAGUUCGAAUAUCAGUAAACGCAACGAAUAUUAACAAUGGUUAGAAACCAUUAGCUUGUUACAUUAUUUUUCUUUGAUUGAAUAUGAAAUAUAUAUGCGUGUGCACUUCGCAACUUAAGUAAAGUUUCUAAAACGCAUUUUCAAAUAUUUUUUUGUUUUAAAUCUACGAUUUCUUUCCGUAUCUCUUAUUCUUUGCGUAUUUAAGUUGAAUUAAGUGAAAAUGUAAAAAAUAGAUUAAGAUUUAUGUAUAUAUUUAAAAUAAUAAAACUUAUUUUUAAUUCGAAGAAGACGUAUACCAGUUAAAUCCGUAAAAUGUAUGCCAGGUCUCUGUCGAGUGUUUGGCAAUGGCACUUUAUGAAUAUACUUUAAUGCCGCGACGAAAUAUAUUGGUAUAAGUAAUUUUACAGCAUCAUUAUUAUAAUUAUUCAUGCAUAAAUAGUAAAUAAAAAUCAUUUUUAUAAUUAAA
Molecule: messenger RNA, 1521 nt
Organism: Bactrocera latifrons
Lineage: Eukaryota; Metazoa; Arthropoda; Insecta; Diptera; Tephritidae
Exons: 3
Coding region: 65-1099 (344 amino acids)
Biological process (GO): regulation of transcription by RNA polymerase II
Cellular component (GO): transcription regulator complex; nucleus
Molecular function (GO): DNA binding
Source: RefSeq, a predicted model, not a curated record